AUGACGCCUCCAGGAUCACCCGUUCCACCCUCGCCGAAACGCCGCCGACUUCCUACAUCCUCCCGCGCAACAAGCAGCACACAGACACCAUCGACACUCGGCAAUGUCUCGAACGACAUACUCUUUGAUAUCCUCUCCAGAGUGCCGGUGAAGUCUGCGUGCCGACUCCGGUGUGUCUCCAGCGAGUGGUGCACCCUCAUCUCCAAGCCAGACUUUCUGGCCGCGCACAGGUCCCGCGCCCGCCACGUUGAGCCUCUCGUUGCCGUUUUCUCCUUCCACCAAGAGCCUAGCAAACUAGGCGCCGACCUACGGCUUUUGGACACGGAUGGCAAUGUUGUGCGCGAGAUCAAGAUCAAGGAUGGAGGUGGAUCGAGGAAAAUCAUCGGUCCAGACCUCAUCUGCGUUGCAGACGGUCAUUAUUCCGGCGCGUGCGUGGUCGACCCAACCACCGGAGAAGUGCUCUGGACCCGCUCGAGGUUCAGGGUGUCACCAAGUCCGCCACAUUUGUGGAGGGACAUUAACAGAAACCCCAAAUUAACCUUUGGCUUUGGCCGCGCUAUCCCAUCCGGUGAGUACAAGCUGGUCUGCCUCGUGGACAGCAAGAGCUGCCAGGUCCUUAAUGUAAGAGAUGGGGUCGGGUGGACAAAUGCACCGCCGCCGCCAACCCGUGUCCGGUAUGGCUGGAAUAGUAUGGCUGUUGCGAAUGGUAUCUUGCACGUCUUGGCGUCACACGACAUAGACCUGAACAUCAUACAUUGCUUUGACCUUGAGAGCGAGAAUUGGAAGAAGACAAUUGAAGGCCCAGAAAAAGUAGUCGGUCACCAAUUGUGGAAGAAAACAACAACGGCGGUCGGUAUAGCCGAGCUCAAGGGGUCCGUUUGCAUAGCCCAGGCAGAGGCCCAAGUCACCAACAUAUGGCUUCUAACUGAUUCUGACAACUGGGUCAAGACUUACACAAUACCGAUGGCUCCAAAAACCUAUUUGUAUAUGCCUUUGGGGAUGACGCCUGAUGGAGGAAAGCUGCUCUUCCGAUGUUCUUCUUAUUACACACCAGCAGAGGUCGUACGAAUCUAUGAUCUUUCCACCAACACGUGCAAGGAUGUCACCAAGACAUCAGCCACCCGUGGCCAUAGAAGUAGAUUAAGUCUUUGCAACUUACACUUGGAUAGUUUUAUCUCGGCAAGGAUGCCAUAG
Messenger RNA from Lolium perenne, 1194 nucleotides. RefSeq names its product F-box protein At5g18160-like. The record is from RefSeq and is a predicted model, not a curated record. NCBI's taxonomy places the organism in Eukaryota, Viridiplantae, Streptophyta, Magnoliopsida, Poales, Poaceae. Gene Ontology annotation, molecular function: protein binding.